AUGGGCCGCAACUACAACACCAAGAACUUCACCUUCCGUGAUGUCCACGUUGACGGUGCUCGCCGUCUCGCUGAGUAUGCCACAGAAGCCGGUGCCGCUCGCUUUAUCCACGUCUCGCAUCUUUGCGCUAGCCUUGACUCGCCGAGUGACUUUCUGCGCACUAAGGCCAUGGGUGAGGAUGUCGUGCGCAAGGCGUUUCCUGGUGCUACGAUUGUCCGCCCCGCCUCAAUCUAUGGUGAAGAGGAUCGCUUCCUGAACAAGAUGGCUUCGUGGCCUAUUACGUGGAAGAUGAACCAUGGUCGGACGAAGCUCACUCCCGUGCACUCACUUGAUGUGGCGCAGGCCCUGCUGACGAUCGCUCAAAACGACAACAUCGCUUUGGGUGAGACCUUCUCCCUCUACGGUCCCAAGACGUACACGGUUCGUGAGCUUCUCCAGAUUGUCGAGAACAUCACCUACCAAAAGAUUGUCUCUCCCGAAGUGAAUGUCCCUCGCCCCGUGUUCUCGGCGCUGGCCAAGAUUGGUGAGAAGAUUGCAUGGUGGCCUAUGUUCAACGCUGACGAGGUUACGCGUCGCUUCAUCGAUGAGGUGCCCGCGCCCAACACGAAAGGCUUCGCUGACCUUGGUAUUACCCCUGAUGUGCUGGAGGAUGUGGCCAUUAGGUACCUCCGCCGCUUCCGCUCGCACCUGCGCUACGAGCAGCCCAUCGACAAUGCCCAUUCGGGUGCGGUCAAGCUGCGGAAGCAGCCUUUCCGUGUAGUCGAGUAA
Molecule: messenger RNA, 768 nt
Organism: Malassezia sympodialis ATCC 42132
Lineage: Eukaryota; Fungi; Basidiomycota; Malasseziomycetes; Malasseziales; Malasseziaceae
Exons: 2
Coding region: 1-768 (255 amino acids)
Source: RefSeq, a predicted model, not a curated record